Nomia melanderi (Alkali bee) is the source of this 2682-nucleotide messenger RNA. RefSeq names its product exocyst complex component Exo84 (gene Exo84). Gene Ontology annotation, cellular component: exocyst. Lineage: Eukaryota; Metazoa; Arthropoda; Insecta; Hymenoptera; Halictidae. The record is from RefSeq and is a predicted model, not a curated record. Gene Ontology annotation, biological process: Golgi to plasma membrane transport; intracellular protein localization; exocytosis.
ACUAAAUCUGGUGUUGUCAUAAACAUUUAAUUCAUAUCAUUAAUGUCCGUCAUAGCAAAUAAACAUGUAAUUAAUUCACAGUUAAAAUAGUUACUAAAUAUUAUGUUAUACAACCAAUAAAUAUCACAAAAUAACUAUAGUAUAAUUUUUUCAUGCAGUCGGCAAUCCAGAAUAUGUGACGCGGGUCCCGUAAGUUGCAAUGUCAAUCCAUAUAGCACAUCGUCUGUGGCAAUAAUUUUAUAACUGUGUUCAUUGGAUGCAAUUUUCGUACGCAUGCGCCCUAGAAAUUAGUCUUGUAAAACGCCUCUAUAAAAAAUUUUCUGUGAUGGUACUAUAACUGACGUGUUUUACUUAUUUUGUACCCGUUAUUUUGUAGUAGUUAAGAUGACAUUUGAUAAUCUGUAAAAUGAAAUUUGAAUAAAACAGUAAAUAGUAAAUACGUAUGUAUUAUAUGAUGGCUGAAAGUUUAGCAAAAGUGUUUGCUACUGAAGAUUUUAGUCCAGAGAAAUUUGUUAAAGAAUUAAGCGCACAAUGCGUUGGUGCAGAUGAAUUGAGGCAACAACGUGCCAAGAUUCAAGAGCUUGCAAAUAAUACAUCUGCGCAGCUCAAGCGUAAUGUUUACCAAAACUAUAUGCAAUUUAUAGAAACCGCUAAGGAAAUAUCACAUCUAGAAAGUGAAAUGUAUCAGUUGUCACAAUUAUUAAGUGAACAACGUUCCUUAUUGAGCACAUUAGGAUCCACUAGAACUACGGGUGUUAUUUUUGAAGAUCUAUCGGAAUCUAGAGAAGAAGGUACUAAUGAAUUUACCUCCAAAGAAGAGGAACAAAAGCAAAAGCUGAUACAACUACUUGAAAAUGUAGAAGGUGCUAUGAGUUUAGCUGAAACACCAGGUCGUACGUGCUUACAUGAAGGUUCAUUACUAGAGCUGGAUCCAUUAGAGGGAACACCAUUGAAAAGGGUUCAUGCAUAUUUAUUUAAUGACAUAUUAAUGAUCUCUUCUUGGUUGGCAAAUGGAAAUAGACGAGGACCACCUAGAUAUAAAAUGCAAGCAGUUUAUAAUCUUGAAAGUCUAGCAGUUGUUAAUGUAAGAGAUCUAGGAACAGUGAAAUUAGCAUUCAAGCUUUUAGCAUUUUCCGAUACCAGAGUAUUUCAAUGCGCAACUGCAACAAGUAAAAAAGAGUGGCUGGAUAAAUGUGAGCAAGCAAAAAAAAUGAAAUUAGCUGAAGACAAUCCAAAUGGGGAUACUCAACAGACCGAUACAAGGUCUAAAGAGGAAAAAAUAGCACCUUCUCGUUCGAUGUCUCUUGAUUCCAAUACCCUAGGUAUAGAUGAUAUAGAUUCAGAAUUGUUUGAACCACCACCUGAAUGGAUGUUAGAAGUUGCAGAAGACUUGGAUUCUUGUAUAGCUCAACGUCACUUUGAAGAAGCUUAUAGCCUUUUAGAGAAGGCGAAAACGUAUUUAAAAGAUAGUCAAACCACGCCAAUUUUACUUGAAAUACAGUCAAAAGUAAACGACAGAGGACGAUCUCUGGUCGAUGUUUUAACGAAGGAACUUGAAGUAAGUGCGGAAGCAAAAUCACUUCAAGGCGGUGGUUUAAGAAGUGCACGGCGUAUAGUAAAGCUAUUAAUACAACUUAACAGAAGUGCUCAAGCCUGUCAAUUAUAUUUAAGACUGUGUACUGCUAUGCUAAAAGCACGUUUAAAAAGAGUUAAGAAAGAAGGAACCAUUACAGCUUACACGAAGCAACUUAGUGCAAUCGCGUUUAGCAACAUCGUAGAAAUUGCUAAAGAAUUUCAAAAACUUUUUUCACAAUCUGCAAAUUGUACAUCCGGUUUAGUAGUGUGGUGCAGUCAAGAAGUUAAACAUCUAACGACGCAUUUAAUUAAACAACUUUUUGUUCCCCAAGUAUCUUUAAGUACGUUGGUAGAGUGUAUUGUUGCCGUUCGAUGUCAUUGUGACCAGUUAACGCAUCUUGGAAUGGAUUUUCGUUAUCAACUGGACGGUCAACUGAGAUCUCCGUUGACCAAAGCUAUACAAGAUUCUGGUGAAAAAUAUGUUAAUAUAGUCAAAAAGCACAUAGCUGAAGAUACUUGGCGGCCGACUAAUUUAGAAACAAGCAAAAACGUUCAGAAAUUACUAUCUGAGAUGGACGAUCUUGGAAUAACAGUACCAUCUUCUUACGUAACAAAUGAGUAUUGGAUCUCAUUAACCAAGAAUACGUUAGCUUUCUCAAAAAUUUACGUCAGUCUCUUAGAAGAUUGUUUAAACGUUGCUACACCAGAACUCAUGGCUACAAUAGACGGAGUUUUAGUGACAGUGAUGCGAGUUCAAGUGCAACAUGUUAUUGUGUCACUUACGAAUCCGAAAUUAAAGCAAGAGAAGCAGUUGGUCCAUGAUAACGCAACCUACAUUCGGGACGUUAUAAUCGCGAGAGGACUAGAGCUGUAUAAAUCGACAACCAAUCAAAUCUUCAAAAAACUGUUGGCCUUAAAAGAGCAAAUCGUAUUUGACUCUUUAUCUGUGACAAAACCCAAACCUGCGCCUAGGACAUCAGUAGCGAAAUAUUUGACCACGGAAUAUAUUUAACUGCGUUGAUAUAUAUAUAUAAAUAUUGCACUAUUGUACAUAAUGGAGUGUAAGAGAAACUGUAAUUUUAAGAAAAAUAUAGAAUGUUUCAUUAA